This is a messenger RNA of Dentiscutata erythropus, 682 nucleotides long. NCBI's taxonomy places the organism in Eukaryota, Fungi, Glomeromycota, Glomeromycetes, Diversisporales, Gigasporaceae. The record is from the annotation of a GenBank genome assembly.
UGAUUUUCGAGCAUAUUCUUUCAGAGUUAUUGCAUCAUUUGUAAAUGAUCUGCAACAGCAUCAAGAACAUAUCCAGAAAUUUGCAUAUGAGACCUUUUUACAUCAAAAUAGAUAUACACAAGACGAUAAAGACGUAGGCUUGGAAAAGUUGCAUUCAGUAUGUUCACGAUUCGCAUUUGAUACAUAUGUUAAACAACAGAGGGAUCUUGUAAUAUUUGGUGAAUAUGGCGUUUUUAAACAUGAUGGUGUAUACGAUAUAAUAGAGCUUGAUAGUGAGUAUACCGAAGAAGUUGAUAAUACUUCGAACUCCGUCUCUCAACUUACUGUGCAGAUUUUCAAAAAGUUGCCAGAAUGUUAUCAUGGUUCUUUAUUUGAUAUUAUGCAAAGUGCUUUAGAAUAUAUUCUUAAGAGUGGCAAAAUACCAGAAUUACAAAAAGAUUUAGAUAGUUUACAAGGAAGUAUUUUUGAGACAACUAAUAUUGACAAUAUUACAAAUUAUAAGGAAAUCAAGAUACCUGUGACAAAGCGUCAACGUGGUCGUCCCCGUAGUAACAAACGUAUCUGUAGUGCAGAUAAGGUUCCAAAAGCUGAAGUUAAGAAGAAGAAAAAAGAUAAUAAUUUGCUACCACAUCUUCCUGGUAUAAAUUUUGAUUCACAUAUUCCUCUAAAUGUGAUAUCAGAA